Hyla sarda is the source of this 2541-nucleotide messenger RNA. It is a transcript of the gene HPD, whose product is annotated as 4-hydroxyphenylpyruvate dioxygenase. Gene Ontology annotation, molecular function: 4-hydroxyphenylpyruvate dioxygenase activity. The coding region runs from base 126 to 1418 and encodes 430 amino acids. NCBI's taxonomy places the organism in Eukaryota, Metazoa, Chordata, Amphibia, Anura, Hylidae. Gene Ontology annotation, cellular component: endoplasmic reticulum membrane; Golgi membrane. Gene Ontology annotation, biological process: L-tyrosine catabolic process. The transcript has 15 exons. The record is from RefSeq and is a predicted model, not a curated record.
CUGCACUGUCUCACGGUCGCAUCUAACUGAUAAGUCUUGCGCUGCAGCCUGUCUUCCCCAGGGCUCUGGAGUGGUGGCUCGGCCUCCUGACCUCUACACGUUGCUGUGCAGCGCUGUGAGUACGAAUGGAAGUCUUUUUAUCUCUUCUGCCGCUGCUGGAUCCUGAGCGACUGCCCUAUCCUGCGCCGCUGGAGGAGAAAUUGCAGCUGACACAGGAAGCACCACUGUACAGAGAAAAAACAUCAUAUACCGAAAAAGGAGAAAAGCAUGAACAAGGACGAUUUCUCAGCUUUCACUCCAUUACACUGUGGGUGAGCAAUGCAAAACAGGCUGCCUCUUUUUACUGCAAUAAAAUGGGAUUUGAACCAUUGGCAUACAAGGGUCUGGAGACUGGUAGCAGAGAGCUAGUUACACAUGUGGUGAAACAAGACAAGAUAAUAUUCCUCUUUGUAUCGGCACUUACUCCAGGAAAUGAAGAAUUUGGAGCCCAUUUACAGAAACAUGGUGAUGGUGUGAAAGACGUAGCAUUUGAAGUUGAAGAUUGUGACUUUCUAGUUAAGAAAGCCAAAGAAAGGGGGGCAAUAAUAGUAAAGGAGCCAUGGAUUGAAGAAGAUAAAUAUGGAAAAGUAAAAUUUGCAGUCAUUCAGACGUAUGGAGAUACAACACACACACUGGUAGAGAAACUGGAUUACAAUGGCAUCUUCUUACCAGGAUUUCAGCCUCCAUUAUUUGUGGAUCCUCUGCUCCAAAAGCUGCCCAGCUGCAAACUGAAUUUCAUUGACCAUGUGGUGGGAAAUCAGCCUGAUAAUGAAAUGGUCCCAGUUGUUGACUGGUACCAGACAAAUCUCUUGUUUCACCGGUUUUGGUCUGUAGAUGACAAACAACUUCACACAGAGUUCAGUGCGCUCCGCUCUAUUGUAGUUGCCAAUUAUGAGGAGACCAUCAAGAUGCCUAUAAAUGAACCAGCAUCAGGAAAGAGGAAAUCCCAGAUCCAGGAAUAUGUUGAAUAUUAUGGUGGCCCUGGAGUUCAGCACAUUGCCCUAAACACAUCAGAUAUUAUAAGUGCGAUUACCAAUUUGAAAGAAAGGGGCAUGGAAUUUAUGUCCGUUCCAUCCACCUAUUAUCAGACACUGAGGGAACAAUUGCAAACAGCAAAAAUACAAGUAAAAGAAAACCUUGACAAAUUAGAGGAGCUGAAGAUCUUGGUGGAUUUUGAUGAAAACGGCUAUUUGCUGCAGAUUUUUACUAAACCAGUCCAAGACAGGCCAACAUUGUUUCUUGAAGUCAUUCAACGUCAUAAUCAUCAGGGAUUUGGUGCUGGAAAUUUCAAGUCACUGUUUGAAGCUAUUGAACAGGAUCAGGAAGCACGAGGAAACCUCACUGUUCUCACUCCAAAUGGGGAAAUAGAAAGCCUAUAGUGUUCUGCAGAUUAUACAUGUGCCCGGCUACAGUAAAUGUUGAUGUUAAUAGAGUAUAUGGGGGGGGACAUGGCUAAACUAACUUUACUGGUCCAGCUUGGCUACAAUUUACAAUCAACUGACCUUACUAAGAUUUUUUUAUGGGCAUUGCAUGAAUUAAAGAUCAUAUUGUAAAUGUAUAUCAUUAUGUAAAUUAUAUCACAUUAUGAGGUUGUACAAACCCCCAGAUAAUAGAACCCUUUAUUACAGAUGUUUCCACAGCCAGUGAGCCAUUUUAGACUUCAUGAAGCAAUAGACAACAUGGCCAAAAAUCAUGAACAGCUUAAAUGAACAGACAAAUUGAAAGAAAAAAAAAAUGCCAUUUCUUCUGACCCUUCCCAUUCAAGCGCAGGCUCAGCAUGUGAUCUCAAUAGAAAAAGGGGAUUAAACCAUUACUAUACACCUCUGGUUGUGUCUUAUCUCACUUAAAGAGGUACUCUGCUCCUCAGCAUUCAGAACACAAUGUUCCAAACGCUUAGAGCAGGUUCCGGGGCAACACCCCCUCCCAUAGACGACUUGCACUGAGGGGGCGGGGCCUUGACGUUACGAGCCCCCGACACCGGCUCUAUUUUGUUCCGAACGCUGAGCAGCAAAGUACCCCUUUAAGGACUUGUAAAAGUGCCACCUGCCUAAUCCUUCUCUGCCUAAACACGUUUCAUUACCAUACAUAUGAAAUCAGGUUUGGCUGCCAUUUGUCUGACGUGUAUGGUGGACAAUUAAAUUCUUAGGCUGGGUUUACACAUAGUAUUUUGGUCACUAUUUUAGUCAAAACAGGAAGUUGAACCAACAGAAAAGGAAAAAACUAUAAUGAACCAUUUUGGACCCACCCCUGGUUUGGGCUAAAAAUACAUUGGACCAGCCUUAAAAGGUUUCUAUUCUUUUCUACAGCUAUAAAUUACACUUUUUUUUUUGUUUUGAAAAAUUGUACAGCCAUGUCUUUGUUCACACUAGGACUUCUCUCUACAUUACUGAUGCUCUUUCAUUACAAAAACAAUUAAUUUCAACUUCCUUUUUCUAUUGUUGGCUACAUUAUUCUAACUAGUAAAAUAAAUCAAAUAAUUGGAAACCUGACGUGCUCUGUUAU